Messenger RNA from Sphaeramia orbicularis (orbiculate cardinalfish), 3281 nucleotides. It is a transcript of the gene dcun1d4, whose product is annotated as DCN1, defective in cullin neddylation 1, domain containing 4 (S. cerevisiae). Gene Ontology annotation, biological process: protein neddylation. The record is from RefSeq and is a predicted model, not a curated record. Gene Ontology annotation, molecular function: ubiquitin-like protein binding; ubiquitin conjugating enzyme binding; cullin family protein binding. Gene Ontology annotation, cellular component: ubiquitin ligase complex. Lineage: Eukaryota; Metazoa; Chordata; Actinopteri; Kurtiformes; Apogonidae.
GUUGACAUGGCCCGCCUAUUGGCCGGUCUGCGGAUCCCACAGACAGUUGUAUGUUUCAUAAAAAUGCACUCUGAUGCGGCAAAUUUUCAGCUGAAUUCCCACUUGACUACACUGGCCAGCAUCCAUAAGAUCCACCACACCUUACACAGGCUGAACUUAACUGAAGACGUUGGACAGGACAGCCACCCCUCAGCUUGUUGCUCUAGAGCCAUGCCUCCCAGGAAAAAGAGGAGACCCUCUGCUGGAGAUGACAUGUCAGCCAAGAAGAGUCGUCAGGACAGUGUUUUUAGGAAACAUGAAACAUUACAAAUCCGUGAGGAGGACACAUUCUCAAGUAAAAGAUGCUUGGAAUGGUUCUAUGAAUAUGCAGGCUGUGAUGAUGUUGUGGGUCCAGAGGGCAUGGAGAAAUUCUGUGAGGACAUUGGGGUCGAGCCAGAGAACGUGGUGAUGCUGGUUCUUGCCUGGAAGCUGGAUGCCCAGAGUAUGGGGUAUUUCACCCUCCAAGAGUGGCUGAGAGGAAUGGGCUCACUGCAGUGUGACUCCACAGAGAGGCUGAGGAACUCUCUCGACUACCUGAGAUCUGUCCUGAACGAAAGCACCAGUUUUAAGCUCAUUUAUAGAUAUGCCUUUGACUUUGCUCGGGAAAAGGAUCAGAGGAGUUUGGACUUGAACACAGCCAAGUGUAUGCUUGGACUUCUGCUGGGAAAGACGUGGCCACUGUUUCCUGUGUUUAAUCAGUUUCUAGAGCAAUCCAAGUACAAAGUCAUCAACAAAGACCAAUGGUGCAAUGUUUUAGAGUUCAGCAGGACAAUCAAUCUGGACCUCAGUAACUAUGAUGAGGACGGUGCCUGGCCAGUUUUGUUGGACGAGUUUGUGGAAUGGUACAAGGAGAGACAGAUGUCAUAGCUGCGGAGCAAAACCGAAAAAGGAAAAAAAAAAAACACAACUGUGACAACAACGGCUAUGAGAAUCAACAACCAAUAAGUAAACAAUACAAAAAUGGCAAAGAUGUACGUCAGCAGUGGCGGUGGGUGCUUCUCGGUGAAGGAGGGGGUUCGGACUUUGGGUGGGCAGGGGUGGGGGCGCUGGGUUUUGCAGCCUGGGUGCAUGCUGCCCAGAGCAGAACGGGCGGAGGGCUGUCAUUGUGAACUUACGUUCCCUAGAUGCAUAGUGGGCAAGCUUGCAGCAAUCCCCCAGCGGCAUUGCUCUCUCUCACUGUGACAUGUCAUAUUGCUGUCUGUGUUAGGAUGACAUGACACAUCACACAUGGAUGAUGAAAGCAAAAUGGUAUUGUGUGGGAGAAGCACUCCUCACCCCCUGUCUCCAGCACAGAGAAACCAACAGAAAUGACCAUUCAUGCAUUGUGUCUGAGUCUUAAACAGGGUCAUGUUGACCUGGGCACAUUAAAAUAUUAUAUUUCUGUGCAAUGAACUUGAACUUGAGCUUUUCUGGACAGGUGGCGCUAACUAUUGUUUGUCAUGUUUGGAUUUAGAUAGAGUUCUUCAAGAAGCACACUGUGUCAAAAGGUUGAAUGCAGGUUUCUGAUGCCUGUGCCGUUUACUAUUGAUUUGUGCCAGUGUUCUCUUUCUCUUGGUUUUUGGUCCCUCCUGCUGUUUUGCUCCAGCUUACGCUAACCAUUUGCUAACUCCCUGCAAAGGCUUCAGACCUCAACACCAAACAAAUUAGCAUUGCUGCUUACUUACUCUUAUCAUAGUACAGCGGUGAGCCACUAGUGCUCUGACAAGCAUUUAUUGGUCUGAUGGCCAAUUUAUGUACCUUCGUUGUGUAGGUAAGAGUAUUACUGUGCCUCAAAAACAUGGAAGUCACUUUGUGUGUCCCACACACAUACCAACAAAUCUGAAUAUACAGGCUGGUGACAAAAUAAAGGAAAAACCAACAUGAAGCGUCUUAGUGCAACCAGAACAGUUCCCAAGCGCUGUGGUACAAAUUUUGCAGGUCUGUGAACUCCACUGGAGAGAUGAAGAACGUUCCUUCAAAACGUUCCCUCAUUUGGUGUUAUGAUGAUGGUGGAGGAAUGCGCUGUCUAACACAUCAGUCCAAUAAACUCUCAUAGGUGUUCACAGGUGACGUUAGAUCUGGUGAUUGUAAAGGCCGCAGCUUUCAAUUCACAUCAUUUUCAUAUGCCUCAAACCUCAUGCCCUGUAGACAGGAGCAUUUUCAGCCUGGAAGAGACCACUCCCCUCAGGUUUCUCCUUUAAUUUGUCACUUGCCUGUAUACACAUGUGCAGACACAGAAGACACACACACACUCAAACACAGACACACUGAGUGGUCAGGGAUUAUUUCAGGAUGAAUUGAGACUGUUUGGGCUGUGUUAUAAGUUGACAUAGAACUAGUUAGUGUCCAUUUUGUCUUGAUAUGUGGUAUCUGUUCUGUCUUCCUUAGUCCACUGAUAGUUUCAAGUCUCCCUUUAUUAGUAGCAUCUCUCCCAACACUGACAGUGUUAAUAAUGUAACUACAGUGGAAGACCAGUGACCCUUUCUGGAUGAGGUCCUUUUAGGCUUUGUAGAAAGGUAGGUUUGCUAAAAGCGUUGCUAUGUACCACCCAUAGGAUCUAAUCAAAACAAUGGACACUGACAGUUUGGAACUGCGUGAUGAUGCUAUGCUGUUCUUUUUGCCUAGUGUAUUGUUCUUGUAAUACAUGUAUAAAUUUGUCUUUGGCUGUGGUGUGAUGCUGAAUCGUCAGAAGAUUUAAUAUUUGCAUGCAUUGCUCCAACAGAGCCUUUUGUGAAUGGAUGAGAUUUUUUGAAAACAUUUUUGAAAACAUGUUUUUUGUUUUGUACAGGAAUUUGUGCAAGUGUUUUGUGCUUAAUUUGAUAUUCACAAUCAUGUUACCGAACAGAAAGUCAUGAUUGUGACUAUUAAGACCUGGAACACACCUGUAACCUCACGGUGGAACAGGAGUUCCCUCCUGCAUAAACCCCAUGCCCCACAUUCUCAUGUCAUACAGCAGAAAGGCACUGCAGCCAGUUUAUAAGAUUUCAUUUAUUCAAAAUGUAUAACAGGUACAUGACUCAUUUAAAUUCACUGCAACUGAUACCAAGUGACAUAUUGUUACAACACAUGAAACAUCAGCAUAAUUUUUAAAUGGAGGUAAUUGUCAGAUUGAAGAGAGUAAAGGUUUAGUAUUCUCCCAUGGCAAUGCAGGAGGAUGAACAGCCUUGUCCCAACUGUAUAUAUGUAUGUAAACUAUGUGUCUAUAUGUUUGUUUUCAAUAUAACCUAUGUCUAUAUACAUAAAUAAAAGGGUUUAUUAACUUA